UACCAACGUCCUUGUUUUAUCAAGCGCACACUGACUGACUUCACGCCAGGGCUUGGGGGGGAUAUCUGAGAUUUACGUUUACUCCGGUUAAAGCUGUAUUUCUCAAAUAUGUUGGCAGCAAGGCUUCUUCGUCGUUCCCUGCCCAUGCUGAGACAAUCUCGAUGCUACGCAGAGGCUGUCUCCGGCGCGCCUCAGAUGUCCUUCACUUUCGCCUCUCCUACACAGGUGUACUUCAAUGCGGCCAGUGUGAAGCAGGUUGAUGUGCCCACACUGACUGGUGCGUUCGGUAUUCUCCCUUCUCAUGUGCCCACGCUGCAGGUUCUCAGGCCUGGGGUUGUCACAGUCUUCAAUGAUGAUGGCUCCUCAGUAAAAUACUUCGUUAGCAGUGGGUCUGUGACCGUCAAUUCUGAUUCUUCAGUGCAGCUAUUGGCUGAGGAGGCAGUUCCACUGGACCAGCUGGACAUUGCUGCUGCCAAGGCUAACCUGGAGAAGGCCCAGUCGGAAUUAGCCAGUGCGUCAGAUGAGGCGUUGAGGGCAGAGGUUCAGAUCAGCAUAGACGCCAACGAGGCCAUCGUCAAGGCUCUGGAGUAAGCCUGGGGUAACCGUUCGUGUUGAAGGAACUGAAAAUGCUCCAUCGCUGUCUGUUUCCCAGCUCAGUCAGUCAGUAACCGCAAGCGUUUGCUUUGUACAGUGGAUGAAAUUACCAAUAAAUGUAUUUGGAAUUAUCUGG
This is a messenger RNA of Lampris incognitus (smalleye Pacific opah), 730 nucleotides long. RefSeq names its product ATP synthase F1 subunit delta (gene atp5f1d). The coding region runs from base 109 to 591 and encodes 160 amino acids. The transcript is spliced from 5 exons. Gene Ontology annotation, molecular function: proton-transporting ATP synthase activity, rotational mechanism. The record is from RefSeq and is a predicted model, not a curated record. Lineage: Eukaryota; Metazoa; Chordata; Actinopteri; Lampriformes; Lampridae. Gene Ontology annotation, biological process: proton motive force-driven ATP synthesis.